UAGCUUGUAUGGAGUGCGGCCUCUGUUUUUUUAAUUAUGCAUUUCGUAGUCUCUGUAAUUUGAAGUAUAUUUUUUUAUUAUAUACUGUUUUUCGGUAUCCAUCAUCAAAGUUAUUGAAAAUACGAUUUUGUUUAAUUAUUAUAUUGUUCAUAGCUAUAUUAUUCCAUUCGUAGUCAACGGACCAUCUAUUUAAUUUAGAUCACAAUAAUUUUUAACUAUAUUAAAAACUAUGGGUGGACCGAUGGAAAGAAUUCAAGUUCUUGAUGAAAUUGAAAAAGACAUAAUAACUUGUUUACAAUGUGCAGCUCAAGCACUGCUAGAACUAAGUAAGGAAAAAUCAGGCCAAAAACAAGCUGAAACUAAUACAUCACAAUUUUUACGAACUCUCAAUCAAGUUGAAUCUAAGUUGAGUGAUCAAAUUAAUUAUUUAACACAAGUUUCAACUGGUCAACCUCAUGAAGGAUCAGGAUAUGCUUCACAGAAAGUGUUACAGAUGGCUUGGCAUAGACUGGAACAUGUAAGGUCCUGGGUAAAUGAACUAGAUCGUCUUAAAGCAUCUCAUUUAGCUGCAGCAAAUAGAUCAACACAGGGCAAUGUGCAUAAUGGUAACAUGACAUCAUCUGGAACCAGUACAUGAUAUUUUUAAAAGAUAUUUGAUUCAAAUUAAUUAAGAAUGUCGUAUAAUCUCUGUCUAAAUAUUAAUUGUCAAAACUUACCUGGCCUACUGAUUAUAAAUACUGCAUUGGACUGUUUUAGUUUAAUAUCAAAUUUUAAUUUGUUCUGAUUUAUUACACACAUAUCUAUGUAAAGGUUAGUAUAGAAGCUUAUAGACAAAAUUCAAAUAUCAAAUCAGUAUUUUUUUCAUAGACUAGUAUAAUGUAUGUGUCGUAGAUAUUAUGUAAUUGAGCAUAUAGUCUAUUUUAAUAGACUUAAUGAAAAUGUAAACAAAUAAUUAAUUGAUCCGACUAUAAGACAUUUUAUUUAUGUUCAAUAAUGUUACAAAUAAAAGAUUAAUUAAUUAAAUGUUUUGAUUUUUUUAAUUCUAUUUUCUGGAUUCCAUUCAGAAUGUGAUAAUUACAACAAAUUAGUUUACCUUUUCAUUAAGUUCUAUUGAUAUACAGCAAGGCAGUCCAAAGCAGUUACAAUCUCUGACCAAUACAAAUCACAAAAUAGAUUUGAAGGCUGUUCUAAGAGGAGUAAGAAAAACAAUACUUUUCCUAACUUUUUAAAGAAAAAAUAUAAAUAAUUUUAAUUCUCCAAAAUAAUUUUAUAAAAGGACAAUUUACAUAUUUCUGAGAGAUCAAGAACAUGCAAGUUUGUAGAGUCAAACAGCUCUGAGAUAGACUAUAAUUUCAGCAUAUAAACAAUCCAUAAAAUUAUCAGAAAUGAGAUAAUGAUACCAAAUUAUGAAGAAAUUUUAUACACCAUUUUUUAUUUUUAUUCAUGACUCUUGCUCUUUCUCCUCAAAUCCACAUAUUUUUUAGAAUAAAUCUAGGUUUUUCUAUAUUUGUUAUAUUUUUACUGUCUAGGUGAAUCCCUGGCUAUUUUGUCGCAAGGAAAUUUGAUACAUAAUAAGUAAUAAAUUAUAACAUUGUAUAACACACAAAGCAACUUUUUUUAUGGAGGCUAUGCAUUAUAUUUAUAUAAAACUAUAUAUUAUUUAUCUAUUGUGUUACUUUUUGAUAACUACAUAUAUGUAAUAUAUAUUAAACUUUUAUUUAAGUAUAAUUUGCCAAUGUGAAUCUGUUAUAUGUCACUCCAAUAGAAUUUAUUUUAAUAAUAUGUAAUAAAUAAACAUUUUCUAAAUUAG
Messenger RNA from Galleria mellonella (greater wax moth), 1810 nucleotides. It is a transcript of the gene MED11, whose product is annotated as mediator of RNA polymerase II transcription subunit 11. Bases 230 to 637 code for a protein of 135 amino acids. NCBI's taxonomy places the organism in Eukaryota, Metazoa, Arthropoda, Insecta, Lepidoptera, Pyralidae. Gene Ontology annotation, molecular function: transcription coregulator activity. Gene Ontology annotation, biological process: regulation of transcription by RNA polymerase II. The record is from RefSeq and is a predicted model, not a curated record. Gene Ontology annotation, cellular component: mediator complex. The transcript has 2 exons.